This is a messenger RNA of Poeciliopsis prolifica (blackstripe livebearer), 639 nucleotides long. RefSeq names its product SRA stem-loop interacting RNA binding protein (gene slirp). Gene Ontology annotation, molecular function: RNA binding. Lineage: Eukaryota; Metazoa; Chordata; Actinopteri; Cyprinodontiformes; Poeciliidae. The record is from RefSeq and is a predicted model, not a curated record. The coding region runs from base 29 to 331 and encodes 100 amino acids. The transcript is spliced from 4 exons.
GGUCAUAGUAGCAGGAGAAGGAGACAAGAUGGCAGCCUCGGCGAAGAAAGUCUUGGAGGUGUUUGUGUCUAAAAUCCCCUGGACUGUUGCUAGCAGGGAGGUCAGGGAGUAUUUUGGACAGUUUGGUGCAGUGAAGAAGUGCAUCCUUCCAUUUGACAAAGACACUGGUUUCCAUAAAGGGUUCUGUUGGGUUUCAUUCUCCACAGAGGAGGGAAUGAACAACGUGCUGCAGAAGGACCCCCAUAUUCUGGAAGGAGCAAAGCUUCUUGUUCAGAGAAACAGACGUCUCUUUGAAAGACAGAAGUCCAACAAAGAUGAAGACUUUGAUUGAAGCUUGGUGGUUCUACUGAGCAGAUGAGACCAAACGUGUUUUUUUUUUUUUUUUUUUUUUUUGUUGAAACGCUUCAUUUCUCCUGCUUUAUAUCUGAAUGAACUAUUCAGACAGAAGGAGGAUCAAUGUGUCUGUCUGGAAUCCAACAUCAGGAAAAAGUUCUUCAUUAUUCAGACUCACUUGAACUGAGCAUAAAUGUUACUGUCAGUUUAUUCACUAAUAAAUUCUGUAUUUAUUGUGAGAAAGAUUGCUCUCCAUCACAUAAUGUCAGUUGUUUUCAAUCAAUAAAAAUGUUUAUUGCUGUUUUA